Molecule: messenger RNA, 468 nt
Organism: Ustilaginoidea virens
Lineage: Eukaryota; Fungi; Ascomycota; Sordariomycetes; Hypocreales; Clavicipitaceae
Exons: 1
Coding region: 1-468 (155 amino acids)
Source: RefSeq, a predicted model, not a curated record
AUGAAGGCCCUGCUUCUCACCGCCACGGCCUUUGCGAGCCUUGCUUCAGGCAUAGCCAUACUCCCACCCUCGCCCUACAAGGUCCCGCAUGCGCCCGACCCAGCCACCAUGUGGCGCGUCAGUCUCUACCAGGCGGCCGCUUCCUCUCUCGUGGAACAAGCCGCCCGAGACACGUUCACCGCCCAGAUCUACAAAAUCUGGCGCGUGCCCAUGAACGACCCUUGCGGCCUCAAGUGCUAUACCCCUUCGGCAGAGCUCCUUGUGCAUGAGUGCGCGGCAAGGCUGGCACCGUACGUGCAGGCGCAUGAGGAGAAAACAGCCUCGGAUGCUGUCGAAAUGUUGAAGACGCUCAGUCGAGCCACAGAACCUCCGGUCCCUGCCGACAAGCUCACCGACUUCAUCAACAGCGUCAUGGAUCAAUUGGCAACACUUGGGUUUAGGAACGGGGUCGACGCUGGAUUAGUGUGA